GUCAGCUCUCAGCUCUGCCCCCUCUCCCCUCAAUCGUCUCUGUCAUCAUCGCUGGUUGGGUUGGCGGCCUUGCCCCGCUAUAACAACACCGCGACGGGUUCAUCACUCAACAACUAAUUACUACUUUGACAACAUCUUUGAGGUUCUGCUUUGACGACGAUUAGAAUUGAGAUUCUUGCUUGAGAUACUAUUUACACUUCAUUACAGCGUGGUAGUAGAUAGAUAGGCUUACGAUUCGCUCUCGAUACGAACGACACACUACCCGACCCAACUCAAUCAAUCAACCCCUCAUAUCCAUCUCCAGCCCAACACCACAACAACCACAACCACAGCAAUCAUGUCCUCCACCCGCCCCAAGCCCAACAACCUCUCCCUCUCCGCCACCCCCGCGCAGCCCUCCGCCAGCGCGACAAUCACCCACGACAACGGGCGCGUGACGGCCACGCUGCCGACGGGCGAGAGCGUCGAGGUGCUGCUGUAUGGCGCGACGGUGGUGAGCUGGAAGGAUAAGGGAGAGGAGAAGCUGUGGGUUAGCGAGGCGGCGGAUUUGAGUGGUGGGUCGGCGGUGAGGGGGGGAGUGCCGUUGGUGUUUCCUGUCUUCGGCAAACCCACCGACCACCCCGCCACCUCCGCGCUCCCCCAACACGGCUUCGCGCGCACCUCUCGCUGGGAGUUCCUCGGCAAGUCCACCACCGAAUCCGACGGCAAAGGCGGCGACGGCGGUGUGAAGCUCGAUUUCGGGCUCGGGCCCGAGAACCUGAGUGCCGAGGCAAGGGAGGCGUGGAAGGGGGAGUUUGGGCUGAUUUACUCGGUUGCGCUGACGAGGGGGGCGUUGCGGACGAGUAUGUUGGUUAGGAAUGAUGGGGGGGAGGCGUGGGAGUUUCAGGUGCUGAUGCAUACUUAUUUGAGGGUUAAGGAUAUCACCACGACCACAGUUGAGGGCCUAGCAGGCGCGCCAUACCACGACAAAGUCACCGCCUCCGCCGCCACCGCCCCAACUUCCCCCAGCACCCUCUCCAUCACCGGCGAGACGGACCGCGUCUACACCCCCGCCACCGUCGACACCGCGCUAACGGUCUCCGCGAACGGCACCCCAGCUUUCGAGGUCGUGCGCGAGAACUUCGAGAACGUGGUUGUCUGGAACCCGUGGGAGGAGAAGGCGAAGGGGAUUAAGGAUUUCGCGCCCAAGGAUGGGUGGAAGGAGAUGAUUUGCGUGGAGGCGGGGCAGGUGGCGGGGUGGACGAAGUUGGAGGGUGGGGAUGCGUGGGAGGGGGGGAAUUGA
Messenger RNA from Pseudogymnoascus verrucosus, 1282 nucleotides. RefSeq lists its product as uncharacterized. Lineage: Eukaryota; Fungi; Ascomycota; Leotiomycetes; Thelebolales; Thelebolaceae. Gene Ontology annotation, biological process: carbohydrate metabolic process. The record is from RefSeq and is a predicted model, not a curated record. The transcript is spliced from 4 exons. The coding region runs from base 338 to 1282 and encodes 314 amino acids. Gene Ontology annotation, molecular function: isomerase activity; carbohydrate binding.